UUUAUAAUUUGGUUUCCUCUUGUCAAGGUUUUCCACACGAAUGGGUAUUCAAAAAGCUGACAGCAGAGAUGUUGCUAGUAUCAAGUUACCAUGUGCUGGAUCUCACGACUUUAAUGUGUUUGGUGACUCUGACGUGACGCGGCGGUUGGUAGAGACCAACUUGAGGGACGCCUGGUUCUUCUUCUCCGACCAUAUGAAAGAUCUACAGUCAAGGAACUGGAAAAUGAACCAGUUUGAUUUUCAAGCCGUCAUGAAGAAAGGAGCCGAACGCAUCAAGGUGCUUCAGUUCGACCUGUGGGUGCUAGGUCAGUUAGAUGGUGAAGCCAGCAGGAAAGAGCAAGAGGCCAAAGAGCUGAGUGAUCUGAUGCAGAAUCGGCUCCAUCGUCUGCAGAAUCCUGAAAACUGUGCCACAGCAAAGAAGCUACUUUGUAAUUUGAAUAGGAACUGCGGUUUCGGUUGUGAAAUUCACCACGUUAUUUACUGCUUUAUGGCAGCCUAUGGCACCCAUCGAACUUUAAUCCUCAAAUCUGAUGGUUGGCGUUACACCUCUGAAGAUUGGAGAGCCGUCUUCCUCCCUUUAAGCAACACAUGCACCACCGUCUCGAAUAAAGAUGUUGUCAAGUGGCCAGGAAACAAUAACACGCAGACGGUAGAGUUUCCAAUGCCCGAAGAGCCACAACCAAAACCACAACACAUGCCUCUGGCCAUCCCGAGAGACAUCUCUGAGAGACUGAUACAUCUACAUGGUAACCCAGGCGCUUGGUGGCUCGGCCAGUUCCUCAAGUACAUGUUCAGACUUCAGCCGUACAUGCAAAAGCUUAUUAAAGAGAGCGAAAAAUCCUUUCAUUAUCGGCAUCCCAUUGUUGGCGUUCACGUGAAAAGGACUGAUAAGAUAAAUGAAGCACAGUAUUACCAGCUGGAGGAGUACAUGGAGCAGGUCGAGGAAUACUUCGCUGGUCUGCAAGUGUUCAACCCUAAGGUGACCCGCAGGAUCUACCUGGCCUCGGACGAGCCUCGAGUCUUCGAGGAGGCAAAGAAAAAAUAUCCGCACUACGAAAUUCUUUACAAUAAAAAGAGUCAAGUGGUAAUAAUGGACAAAUUAAAUUCGCUCAGAGACCUAAUAAUGGACAUCUACUUCUUGUCUCGAGCCGACUACAUCGUUGUGACAUUUUCCUCCGAUAUAGGAAGGCUGGUGUACGAGAUCAUGCAGAGCCUGUCUGUCGACUCCUCUAACUGCUUCUACUCCCUGGACACCACCUACUACUUCGACUUCCAGCGACCCAACUUCGUGAAAACCCGCUUCUUCCACCAGCCUGACAGCGGGGCACCCGUACAACCAGGAGAGAAAUUGCAGUUGCUCUCAUGGAGCAGUAACUUCCACCGAGAACUCAGCAGGCAGACUGAGAAGAAGGUGGUAUUGCCUAACUACAAGCUGGAACCUAUAGUCGAUGUUGUUAACGUGUCGUACUACUAAUUUCGACAACAGCUGGGGACCUAGUCUCCACCAACUGCUACGUGUUUUAUCAUGGCCCUCCAACACCUGUCCUCCAGCGCCCGUCUUUCAACACCUGUCCUCUACCAACUGCUCUACACUAUCCCCCAUACAACACCCGUCUUCCCAUGGUAUUAAUAGUUAAUCAUAAUUUUAAAUGUACCGAACAUAUAUGACCUGAGAGCUGUAUGUGUGUCAGGUUUCACCGCAUCUGUCGACGCAUUUUCGUGUGCAAACAGGUACCUGUGCCAAACUUCUUUUAAUAUAAAAAUAAUGAAAUCUCGCUCCUUUGGCAAACUGGAUGUGCGUGUGAGUGUACUUACCUAUAUGAGGGUGCACGGGUCGAUGCACAGCUUCUGGCUCCUACGAGUGUGUGUAGUUGCUUUUUGUCAAAGUUACUAGUGUAGUUACUAGUGUAGUUACUAGUUGUCAAAGGCACUUGUCGAUAUACACUUGGCCUGGUGGUGGUGGUGUGCUCACCUAGUUGUGCUCACCUAGUAGUGGUUGCAGGGCCGAGUCAUAGCUCCUGGGCCCGCCUCUUCACUGGCCUCUACUGGGUCACUCCCCCCGCAUCAUGAGCUUUAUCAUACCUCUGCUUAAAGCUGUGAAUGGAUCCUGCCUCCACUACAUCGCUUCCCAAACUAUUCCACUUCCUGACUACUCUGUGACUGAAGAAAUACUUCCUUACAUCCCUGUGAUUCAUCUGUGUCUUCAAUUUCCAACUGUGUCCCCUUGUUGCUGUGUCCCAUCUCUGGAACAUUCUGUCUCUGUCCACAUUGUCAAUUCCUCUCAGUAUUUUAUAUGUCGUUAUCAUGUCCCCCCUAUCUGUUUUGUCCUCCAGUGUCGUCAGGUCGAUUUCCCUUAACCUCUCCUCGUAGGACAUAGCCCUUAGCUGUGGGACUAGUCUUGUCGCAAACCUUUGAACUUUCUCUAGUUUCUUUACGUUCUUGGCUAGAUGUGGGUUCCAGACUGGUGCCGUAUACUCCAAUAUGGGCCUAACAUACACAGUGUACAGGGUCCUGAACGAUUCCUUAUUAAGAUGUCGGAAUGCUGUUCUGAGGUUUGCUAGGCGCCCAUAUGCUGCAGCAGUUAUUUGGUUGAUGUGCGCCUCAGGAGAUGUGCCUGGUGUUAUACUCACCCCAAGAUCUUUUUCCUUGAGUGAGGUUUGCAGUCUCUGUCCCCCUAGACUGUACUCCGUCUGCGGUCUUCUUUGCCCUUCCCCAAUCUUCAUGACUUUGUCCUUGGUGGGGUUGAACUCCAGGAGCUAAUUGCUGGACCAGGUCUGCAGCCUGUCCAGAUCCCUUUGUAGUUCUGCCUGAUCAUCGUCCGAUUGAAUUCUUCUCAUCCACUUCACAUCAUCUGCAAACAGGGACACUUCCAAGUCUAUUCCUUCCGUCAUGUCGUUCACAAAUACCAGAAACAGCACUGGUCCUAGUACUGACCCCUGUGGAACCCCACUCGUCACAGGUGCCCACUCUUACACCUCGCCACGUACCAUGACUCGCUGCUGUCUUCCAGACAAGUAUUCCCUGAUCCAUUAUAGUGCCUUCCAUGUUAUCCCUGCCUGGUCCUCCAGUUUUUGCACUAAUUUCAUGUGUGGAACUGUCUCAAACGCCUUUUUACAGUCCAAGAAAAUGCAAUCCACCCACCCCUCUCUCUCUUGUCUUACUGCUGUCACCCUGUCAUAGAACUCCAGUAGGUUUGUGACACAGGAUUUCCCAGCCCUGAAACCGUGUUGGCUGUUGCUGAUAAGUUUAUUUCUUUCUAGGUGUUCCACCACUCUUCUCCUGAUAAUCUCCAUGACUUUGCUUACUAUACAUGUAAGUGACACUGGUCUAUAGUUUAGUACUUCUUGUCUGUCCCCUUUUUUAAAAAUUGGGACUACAUUUACUGUCUUCCAUACCUCAGAUAAUCUCCCUGUUUCGAUAGAUGUUUUAAAUAUUGUUUUGUUAGGGGUACAAAUAGCACCUCUGCACCCUCUCUCUGGACCCACGGAGAGAUGUUAUCCGGCCCCAUCGCCUUUGAGGCGUCUAGCUCGCCCAGAAGCCUCUUCACUUCUUUCUCGGUUGUAUGUAUUGUGUCCAGCACUUGGUAGUGUACCCCACCUCUCCGUCUUUCUGGAGUCCCUUCUGUCUCCUCUGUGAACACUUCUUUGAAUCUCAUGUUGAGUUCCUCACAUACUUUGCGGUGGUUUCUUAUGAUCUCUCCUUCUUCCUUCUUCAGCCUGAUUACCUGGCCCUUGACUGUUGUUUUCCUCCUGAUGUGGCUGUACAACAGCUUUGUGUAUGUGUGUGUGUGUGUGUGUGUGUGUGUGUGUGUGUGUGUGUGUGUGUGUGUGUGUGUGUGUGUGUGUGUGUGUGUGUGUGUGUGUGUGUGUGUGUGCCGUAUUAAGGUAGACCCCUUAAGAAUGAAUAUGAGUGACAGGUUAUGUUCGUAAUUUUUCCCAAGAGUAAUCGCCAAGGCUGAGUGACUGAUUAACCUAAUCUUCUGUAUAUAGUUUACAUUCUUCACAUUAUGUCCAUGUUUUAUAUUGAUAAAGCCACUGAAUGGCGAAAAGUCUACAAAUAAAGAUACCCAGAUGUUGCACAUGUAUCUAAUUCUUCAUCAUGAGAGGUCAGUGUGAACAUGAAUGUGUCUUGUACCUGAGGUAUUAUGUUCUCUCCAGGAUUAUUUAUUUCAUAGAUUAUGUUCAUCAAACCAUCAGUACUUAUAAGGUUCGUCAGGAACAAGGACAAGUGUUUUCUGACACGGGUUUUAGUUAUAUGAUGACCCGUAGCUGGAGCUUUUGGUCAUCUGGCCGAGGCCUUCCUCUGGCUUAUCGGUCCACCCUUUUAAAAACAAUGAUUAUGAUUUCAACCAUUUAUCUACUAUCAGUAGUGAGUUUCUCCCCGUUUAAAAUUAGGAGAUCAGUGAGGUAUUUAUAAAUUAAUAAUUGCUUGUUAGGAACUUUGCAUAAUUGGAGAACCUCUUUCUACUACAGUGUUUAUUUGUAUUAAAAAAUAAAUAAAUUUUAAUUUAAAAA
This is a messenger RNA of Cherax quadricarinatus, 4514 nucleotides long. The record is from RefSeq and is a predicted model, not a curated record. Lineage: Eukaryota; Metazoa; Arthropoda; Malacostraca; Decapoda; Parastacidae.